GAAUAUAAUAUUAUCGCUUCCAGUUGUUGAUCGAGCUAAGCUUUUAGUUUGAAAACCUACCGGAAGUUGUGUUUGUUACAUGCUCGGCAGCAAUGGCUGCGUCUAUGGCGGCGCAUGCUGACUGAAUGACAGCGCGCACUCAGCUCAGGAGCGUGUUGUAACCAACAGCUGAAGUGAACAUAAGUAGGUUCUGCAGAAAGACACGGAGAUGUUGUCAAUAUCAGCCGGUAUAAGCCGGUGCUGGUCCCUGACAGCCAGCUCCAGGGCUCUUUCGGGUGCCCGGUGCGCCCUGCUCACUUCCCGGUCUCUCUCCAGCUCCGUCCCCGCCCAGAGCGAGGUCACGCCGGCUCCUCUGCGGCAGUGGGCUCUGGUCGUGAGCCCUUUCACCACAGUUCGGGCCCAGGUAGACUGCAGCAUCUCCAUCCGGCCGCUGGACCCGCACGCCUUCCCCGAGGCGGACCGAGCCUUCAUCACAGUCCGCGGGGCGGACGCAGAGCACCGGGGGUGUCUGGACCACUUCCAGGUCCACUACGACGAGCAGAGCAGAGAGCUGCGGAUCUCCGCACACAAGGUGCACAGCGACCUGUCCAUUGAGAUGGAGACACCUAUCAAAAGUAAUCUCUUCAUCACAACUCGAGGAAAAGGCGGCGUGCAAGUGAAGCAAAUGGAGUGUGAUGUCUGCAAAGUACUGACAGAAAAAGGCAAUUGUUUACUGCACUCCGUGAAGGGUCAUCAGGUUGAGGUGCAGUCUCACGGUGGAGAUGUCACUGGUGCGGGCACGAUCCAUGGCAACGUGAACAUCAGCACAACAGGAGACAGCGGUGUGAAUGUGAAAAAGCUCCAAGGCACCAAGAUGAACGUUUCGACAGAGCACGGCUCUCUGAGGGUCAAAGCCAUAUAUGCCGAGUCAAGCUGUGUCUCCUCCGUCUCUGGGAGAGUUGAACUGGGGCAUUUACAUGGCAUCACUACAGUGACAAAUGUAUCUGGGGAUACAGUUAUCGAUGGUUCAAAUAGUUUGCUGAAAGUCUCCUCUGACAGCGGAGGGAUUGACGUCUACGUCGGGGAUGGUGGAGCUGCCGACCUCCACAGUCAGAAAGGAGCGGUAAGUGUGCGUGUGCCAUCCUCUUUAAAAGCUGGUGUGGAGCUCUGUGGAGCAUCGGUGGACAUCAGUCCAGAGGUUGUUCUGCAUGGAGUUAAAAACACCGUCACUGAUGGAUGUACUACUCUUACCGGCUACAUGAAUGUGGAGUCUCCAGUUGAUCAGUGUGUGAAGGCUCGGGCAGACAGCAGCUCUGUUAAUCUGAGGACACAAAGCUGGUUCGAGUCCCUGAAGCUUGGAAGCUGAGUGGCGGGAGGUCUGGGGUCACAGUGCUGUGUCCCUGGACUGAAACUUCAUAUUUAAAUCAAGAGCUGUAUUUUAUGCUGCCCUCCCCAAAGACUGAAUGUUCUUUGCUGAAUUAUUUAACUCUGAGCUCAGGAUAUACCAUGUAUCAUUUAGAAAUAUACAUUAAAUCUUAAUUUUUGAAAAAUA
This is a messenger RNA of Cololabis saira (Pacific saury), 1531 nucleotides long. It is a transcript of the gene fam185a, whose product is annotated as family with sequence similarity 185 member A. The transcript is spliced from 8 exons. The coding region runs from base 209 to 1345 and encodes 378 amino acids. Lineage: Eukaryota; Metazoa; Chordata; Actinopteri; Beloniformes; Belonidae. The record is from RefSeq and is a predicted model, not a curated record.